Messenger RNA from Penicillium chermesinum, 1608 nucleotides. Its product is annotated as cytochrome P450. The transcript has 3 exons. Bases 1 to 1608 code for a protein of 535 amino acids. Gene Ontology annotation, molecular function: oxidoreductase activity, acting on paired donors, with incorporation or reduction of molecular oxygen, reduced flavin or flavoprotein as one donor, and incorporation of one atom of oxygen; heme binding; iron ion binding. The record is from RefSeq and is a predicted model, not a curated record. NCBI's taxonomy places the organism in Eukaryota, Fungi, Ascomycota, Eurotiomycetes, Eurotiales, Aspergillaceae.
AUGAUUGAAGAAAUUCUACACGGCAUGACCCCCGGGAGGGCCGUCCUGUGGGCCCUGGGGAUAUUCACGGCCCUCUCUGUGUUUCGCAAGCUCCAAGUUUCCGCCCAGAUCUCACGCCUGGGCGCACGGGCACCCAAGAUCAGUUUCCGGUAUCCAUAUGCACUCGACUUCCUCUAUAAGGGCCACCUGGCCAAUCAAGCUGGCCAAGACCUCGAAUUCUGGAGGAACACUAUUAUCAAGGCCGGAGGUUCCACCAAAUCCAAAACUUCUGAGCUUGAUGCAGGUAUUUCAACCCGAAUGAUCUUGACUAUAGACCCUGAGAACAUCAAGGCCGUCCUCACUGGUCAAUUCGCCGACUAUGGCAAGGGCGAAUCUUUCCAUCGCGAGUGGAAAGAGUUCCUCGGCGACAGUAUUUUCGCUACUGAUGGUGAAUUGUGGUCAAAAUCCCGCCAACUGAUUCGUCCCAUGUUUGCUCGUGAUCGCAUUGUUGACACCGAGAUCUUCGAAAAGCAUGUUCAGAAGCUGAUCGACCUCCUCGGUGGAAGCCCCUCGCCUCAAGGCAGCAAGGUCGUGGAUGUCGGCUCGCUCUUUUUCCGGUACACUCUCGAUGCAGCGACCGACUACCUCCUUGGGCAAGGCACUGAUUCUCUCGAGAACCCUGCCACACGUUUUGCAGAGGCGUUCAGAUAUGUGCAAGCACGUCAAGCCGAGCUAUUCCGAUUCGGUGUUUUCAGCUCUCUCAUGUCACGCAAAGAGUUCCGCGCUAAUCUCAAAAUUAUGGACGAGUUCAUCCAGCCAUACAUUGACACCGUGCUUUCUCUGUCUACGGCAGAGCUGGACCAGAAGCUGUCAAACCGCGAAACCUUCCUCGAUGCACUAGCUCGCUUUACCCGUGACCCGCGCAUUCUGCGGGAUCAACUCGUAGCUGUUCUUCUCGCAGGCCGAGAUACCACGGCUGGAACCCUGUCCUUCUGCCUGUUCGAACUCUCUCGGCACCCUGAGGUUGUCGCGAGACUUCGUCAAGAGAUCAACGACCGUUUGGGCCUAGGUGCUAACGGGCGUAAACCGAGCUACAAUGACCUGAAGGAUAUGAAGUACCUGAGUGCCGUGAUUAAUGAAACUAUGCGCGUGUACCCCGUUGUGCCAUUCAACGUUCGAUACUCGCUCAAGGAUACCACGCUUCCGCGUGGCGGUGGGCCGGACGGUCUUGAGCCUGUUGGCGUGCGAGCGAACUCCCGAGUCAUCUACUCGACCAUUCUGAUGCAGCGUGAUCCUGAUCUGUACGACGGCCCCGAUUCGAAGAACUACUUUGACCCCGUCAAGUGGAUCCCCGAGCGCUGGGUAUCGGGAUGGUCGCCGCGUCCUUGGCACUUUAUUCCUUUCAAUGGAGGGCCUCGUAUCUGCAUUGGGCAGCAAUUUGCGACGAUUGAAAUGGGUUAUACUAUUAUUCGUAUCUUACAGACUUAUGAACGUAUCAUUGCUUUGCCUGUCAGUGGCAAGGAUCGUGUUGAGGAUCCUCGGUUGCGGUUUGAGGUCACUCUCAGCCCUGGAGAGGAACUCAACUGUAUCUUUGUUAAAGAGGGUGAGGAUUAUCAGCGCUCAAAAUAG